CCGAAUAAUAUUCGAACGAGAAUGUUUGAUAUUUAUGAUAAUUUUUUUAGAACAAGCUAAGUUACGUUACUAUACUCCAGUGGAGGUUCAGUGAGAGCUCCAGAAACUAAAAGUUACAACUAGCUACAUUGAAUAAAAGAUAAAUUUUGAAAUGAGGUGCCAAUUGUUUGGUUGUGCAUGGAACCCUUUUACAGUUUUCGUGUCUCCUAUUUAUAGGACCCCGCCUUGGUGACAGUUGGUGUUAGCUUGAUGGCCUCUCGCCUCGUCCUGAGUGGAUGGGGUUGAGGUCUCCUCGCCUUAUCUCCAUAACAAUGGCCCUCCCAUCGGGCCUCCUUGACAACCCUGACAGCCCGGAUGAUUUCAUACCUAGCUCCGUUGAUGUCGACUUAGUACCAUCUUUGUGUCGUUAUCUAGCCCGCCUCUUUGACUUGCUAUCCUCAUCUUGUUAGAUAGGCCUAGAUACUCAUCUUGAUAGGAUGAUUGGAUGAGAACUUAGCCCAUUUACCCACCAAGACUCCAUACUUAGUAUUGGAGGACUUGGUUUCAUCUUGUCGACUUAUCACUUAACUGACUUGUCACCAAGUUCUCCUUGUCGACUUGCUAAUUGCUACCAAGCCCGUCUCAUCGGCUUGAUACCUUCUGGCUUGCCACAAACAUAGGCAGAGGGAGAGCACCUGGGAUGUGUCCCAGGACACAGGUGAAUUCUAGGGGUAAAAAAAACACCCCAUGUAUGUCCACAGCAACCUUCAAACCCAUGACUUCACCUUCGUAUAAGAUUGUUCUGCCACUAGACCACAACUCACUACUUGGUAAUAAUAACAUAAAAUAAAUUUAGGCAAAAUUCAUCUGUGUAGCCAAAACUUUGACGUUUGUGAUAAUAAUAGCCACUUUUGGAGAAAUACCAAAAAUUUGAAAUUCGCAUGACAAAUAUAGCCAUUUCCGUCCAAAAUUUUAACGGUGUUACAAAUUCUGUCUGUUAAGUUAACGGUACGCUAGCUGGAAUGCCAUAUCAUUGCCACGUAAGUGACAACUCACCCUCAUUUGUCACAUAUGUGCCAUGUCACAAUUAUUUAUUUUUUGUUUAGAAAAAAUAACUAUUUUAUUUGUAUUGGUAUCUUUCUCUUUCCUCCCUGCUGUAAGCUUCCAUCUUUUGACGCAUGAUCUAGUCGGAUAUUCCCUCUCCCCCUCCACCACCCCUGUCGCCGACGAGUAAACAUUGGGAGCCUUUGGGUCUUUAAGAACCCCAAACCCAGAAGCAAUUUGAGGCAACCAUUAUCAGACCCUCCUCCGCUCCUUCUUCCCCAAGUGAAAUGCAUAUGUAGAAAGCCACCCAAAACCCCCAAACUAUCAGAUGUAAAAUCCAAAAAUUCAACGUUGUUAAUGGUGGUCGAGCAGACACCAUCCCCAUCGGCGGAAGCCAUAGAAACUCAAAUGAGAGGGUCGACGAUCCUCACCGUCGUUUCCGAUGGCGCCGUCGCACAAAAUCGUUGGUCUUCCAUGGCCUCAAGGAUGCUGAUUGCUCUGCCAUCCUUGAUUUCCCCCUUUCCUGCAACAAAAACCCCAAAAUCCCUAAAUCUCUGUUUUGUUCUCACCAGCGACAGAGAUAGCGAACCCGAAUAUCCUCAUCAUUCGCCAAAAGAUCUAUCCCUCCUCUCUGCAUCUAAACCCCAGCGUAUCCAAGAAAUCAAAACUAGAGCCCAUCGACACAAUCUUCAGAAUAUCCAGAUCUUGUCGUCGUCGAGAACUCGUCAAUCCCGACCCCUAAUCCCUUUCUCCGAUGCGAAUCGAGGGUCAGAGUUCUGUGGCCUCGGAGAACUACAAGGAGUCGGCUCUAGUGGAAUCCAUCUUUGCCACUAAUUUCGAAUCUCCGUCCUCUCCUUCCGUCCAGCUGUGGAGUCGUCUUAUGGCCGACAAGACAAUGGGUGGAGAGAGGGACCACGAUGGAGCGUCUGUCACUUGCUGGUCGGUGUGUGCAGCGGCGUGGCAGUGGGUGGAGAGAGGGAGCACGAUGGAGAUGAGCGGCGACUGAGUGAACGGAAGGGGAAAGAAGAUAGAGGGGAGAAAUGCUUAAUUAAUUUAUUUUUAUUAUUUUUUCAAUAUUUCCACCUCACACCGGUAUUGAUAAAAAUGUUUCUAGAUCAGCUUUUUGUUAGUCUAGUCAGCACGUUAGAUAACAUCGUUAAAAAAUUGGACGAAAGUGGCUAUUUUGUGCAUUUCUCAGAAAGUGGCUAUUAUUGACAAAUACAUGAAAGUUAUGGCUAUACAAGUGUAUUUUUCCAUAAAUUUAUUACUAAUAUACGAAAUUCCAAAUUAAAAUCCCUAAUCAAUUUCUCUCUCUAUCAGACAAUUCCUUUCUUCUUUCAAAACUAGAAACGCGGCUUGCCUGCAGCCGCAACGAACGAAUCCAUUCCUCCCUUCCCUCCAGCCGCGGCGUCAGUGUCGAUGAACUCUGUACCCCUCGUCGACGGCAUUUGCUGCUUUUGAGCAAGAGAAGUUGUUUAGUCUUACUAGAUUUAUCCUAAUGAGUUUGGUUCCAUUCAUGAUCAUUCAACAACAGCUUGUUGGGUAUGGUUGAUGAGAGAUUUGCUGGGUUGAAAGGAAUUGAUGAAUUAUCUCAAGUUAUGGUGAAGACAAAAGUGCAUUUGUCAUAUCCGUCAGCUUAUUUACUUCUGAAGCUAGUUUUGAUUCAAACUGUUGCCAGUUGCAACUGCAAGUGUAGAAAGAGCAUUUUCAGCUUUGAGGUAUAUUAAGAACAAACUUCGAAGUAGAAUUGGUGAUCAGUUUGCUAAUGACUGUUUAGUUGGAUAUAUUUAAAAAGACUUGCUUAUGAGUGUAGACAACGAUGUAUUUUGCGUUUCUUUCAGAAUAUGAAAACGCGUCGUGGUUGUUUGUGAAACAAUGAUUGUAUUAGUCCGUUAUUUCUCUAUUAUCUAUGAAUGAACUAAUGAACUAAUUUCAUAUUGUUAAUUUUAAUUAUAUUUAUUAAAUAAUUAUUUAUGUUUAAAUUUUGAGAAGAGGACACAGGUACUUUUGAAUUCUGGCUCCGCCACUGGCCACAAAGCUCAUAUAACAAACUUGACAUCUUGUAGUCUCUACAACUUGAUACCUCCUGCUAUAAGCCAGUCAUGUCGGCCCCUAUUACCAAGCCACCCAUGCUGGCUUGGUCUCCAUACUUAGUCUUUCGAAUCUUAUCAAGUGGGUUUAGCGGUUAACUUCCUACCCACAACAAAUAGAGAAUGGUGAUAGGUUUCCUAAUUUGGCAAAAGGCAAGGGCAUAGUUAUCUUUAUAGAGAAUGUGUAAAAAUAAAGUGAUGGCAACAAAAUUCAAGCCACUCGUUCCCUUCUUCUCUUCAUUCUCGUCUUCUCACCUCUUUUUUUUUUCUCUACCGACCAAAAAACAAAUCCACUCUUUGAACCAAUGAAAUGAAUAGAAAAAAACACAACUCUUAUUCUCCUUAAGUCCUUCACUCUCGAAAAUUCGUAUCCUAACCGCCACCUCUUCUAUGUCCAAGUAAUCAGAGGAGGGAUGAAGGCCGCAAUAAUAUCGAGGUCUGCCAUCAUCGCUUCUCUCUCUCUCUCGAUUAUCCUCCAGUUGAUAUGAUGUGGAAGCCACCAGAGGGAUUCCUUAGCACGAGGACAAGCGAUUUGUGGUUCGCGGCACAAAAUCUUUUGACCAUCUUACAUUCUUCAUUUGAGCAAAGAAGACGAGGAGGGAUAAUGAUUGUUUCCUUCGUUGAGUGUGGCAUAUUGCCAAUUUUUAGUGGUUAAAAAAUAUUUUCGAUUAUUUAGCGGUUAGCAAGUCAAGAGUCAAGUAUAUUUUGUUUUUCAUAUAAAUGAUCAUUUGAAAUGUAUUAGACCUAUACUUGAUUAAUAGAUUUAGAAAUCUCUGAUUGUGAAUGCCUAGGCUCAUGUUUAGGUAUGGUGAACAAAUCUGACUUCAAUGC
Linum trigynum is the source of this 3944-nucleotide messenger RNA. NCBI's taxonomy places the organism in Eukaryota, Viridiplantae, Streptophyta, Magnoliopsida, Malpighiales, Linaceae. The record is from the annotation of a GenBank genome assembly.